This is a messenger RNA of Oldenlandia corymbosa var. corymbosa, 1002 nucleotides long. The record is from the annotation of a GenBank genome assembly. Lineage: Eukaryota; Viridiplantae; Streptophyta; Magnoliopsida; Gentianales; Rubiaceae.
AUGUUGAAACCUGCCCAGGUGUUAGUAACCCUAGUGUCGCUUUUAUUGGCUUUUUCAGGCCAUUACUGCAGCAAUGCAGCAUCACCGUUACAAGUAGGGUUCUACCAAGGAAAAUGCGGCGCUAACGCCGAUGUGGAAGAGAUUGUAGCUGGAGCGGUCAAAGCACACUUCGCUUCAGAUCCAACAAUUACUGCUGCUUUGCUUCGGUUGCACUUUCAUGAUUGUUUCCUUAACGGUUGUGAUGCAUCAAUUUUACUGGAUGGAGAUGAUAGUGAGAAAACUGCAGAUACAAAUAUUGGCCUCAGGGGUUUUGAUUUCAUUGACGCUGUGAAGGAAACAUUGGAGGCGACUUGCCCUGGUGUGGUUUCUUGUGCAGACAUUAUUGCCUUAGCUACUAGAGAUGCCGUUGCCCUGGCCGGAGGACCGAUGUACAAGGCGGAAACUGGCCGGAGAGAUGGUAACGUGUCGCGAGCAGAGCUUGUGGAUGAGAACAUACCACCACCGGACAUCUCCGUCGCAGAAUCCAUCCAACUAUUUCAAAGUAAAGGGGUUGAUCAUGUGGACAUGACUUACCUUCUUGGUGCCCAUACGGUUGGAGUGGCUAAUUGUUCCUUCUUCCAAUACCGACUCUACGAUUUCAACGGCACCGGCCAACCGGAUCCGACCAUGAGCCCGGACCUAGUAACUUCCCUGAGAUCAAGAUGUCCAAAAGAUGCAACUUUUGAGAAUGCAGCCAAUCUCGAUCAGAACCGGACGAGUAUAUUCACUGUGGACAACUCGUACUAUAAUCAGUUGAAGAUGCACAGAGGAGUUCUUCAAAUCGAUCAAGAACUCACAUCCCAUCCCAACACAACGGGCAUUGUGGAUAUCGCAGCCGAAAGCACGACGGAUUUCCAAAAUCUUUUCAGUAGUGCCAUGGUUAACUUGGGGGCCGUCGAAGUUCUGACCGGAUCCCAAGGCGAGAUAAGGACUUUCUGCCGUGCCGUGAAUGCUAAAAAUUGA